AUGAUGAAUUUUAAAACAUAUGUUUUUAUUUUAAUAUUUAAUAUUGUACUUUUUUCCAAGUUUGUUAAGUCAUACCAAGUCUUUGAUAUUGAAAAUCCAGAUCAAAACUUGGUUUUUUCAACUUCUGAUAGCGGUGAUGGGCCUGUACUUGCAAGGACAUUUUCACUUAAAAGUGAAUCAAAUGUUGUAAAAGUUAAGUAUGGUAAUGAAAAUAUCUGGACUUCUGGCGUUUUUGGUGAGAAAGUUGUGUCAAUUCAAAUAAUUAAAGCUUACGGACUUAAUAAGUUGUUGACCAUUGAUACACUAAAUAAUGGACUACUUGUUACUUACUAUUUUCGUUGGUUACAGUAUUCAUGGAGAUCAAUAACUAAUAGAGGCUAUUUAAGUAUUAGAGCUAGUAUUAGAGUUGACCGUGUUUUAAAUAUAAAACCGCCUUUCGACACACAAACUUUCGAAAUUCACCAUAAUCAAGUGUAUGGAAUGGAAUCAACUACUAUUGUUACAAAAGAUGAAUAUGAAGUACGUAAAGUUAAUGACGGGGAUAAUACUGUAUGGACGGGAAAUAUUAAUUUGAAAUGCAGAGGAGCUAUAAUCCACGGACCAAUUCAAGCGCCAAAAUUAAUGCAACUACACUUAAUUAGGCUUGAAAAUGAACAUACCAGCAUUUAUCUUUAUAAUACGGAAGGUGGUUGGGUUGCAGUGUUAAGACCAAUGUUUUACAAUAUUUUGGCAAGGUUGGAUGCUGAGGAAGAACAAAGACGUCGUGAUCAAAGUGCUCAAAAUCAAUGA
Theileria parva strain Muguga is the source of this 789-nucleotide messenger RNA. RefSeq lists its product as uncharacterized. Bases 1 to 789 code for a protein of 262 amino acids. The transcript has a single exon. Lineage: Eukaryota; Apicomplexa; Aconoidasida; Piroplasmida; Theileriidae. The record is from RefSeq and is a predicted model, not a curated record.